Botrytis deweyae is the source of this 2065-nucleotide messenger RNA. RefSeq lists its product as uncharacterized. The coding region runs from base 1 to 1650 and encodes 549 amino acids. Gene Ontology annotation, cellular component: membrane. Gene Ontology annotation, biological process: transmembrane transport. The record is from RefSeq and is a predicted model, not a curated record. Gene Ontology annotation, molecular function: transmembrane transporter activity. Lineage: Eukaryota; Fungi; Ascomycota; Leotiomycetes; Helotiales; Sclerotiniaceae. The transcript has 4 exons.
AUGGAAGUUGAUCCAGAACUUUCGAUUGGAAGACAAGCUUCCAGAGUGUCCCGGGUAGACCAACAUGAUGAACAGGAAUUGGCAGAGUUUGGAUACAAACAGGAAUUGAGGAGAGACUGGGGUCUUAUGCACAACUUUGGGAUUUCUUUCAGUAUCAUUUCCGUCAUCACUGGGAUAACGACACUGUUUUCUUAUGGCUUGAUCACCGGUGGUCCUGGAGUUAUGUCUGUUGGAUGGAUAAUUGUAUCCGUAUUUACUUUCAUGAUCGCUUUGAGCAUGGCAGAAAUUGUCUCUGCUAUACCUACAGCUGGUGGACCAUAUUAUUGGGCAGCCCUUCUUGCGCCGAGAAAUCAUUCGGCGUUUGCUAGUUGGAUUACUGGUUGGUUCAACUUCCUCGGUCAAGUUGCCGUCACUACAGGAAUUAGUUUCGGUCUCGCGGGUCUCAUCUCAACAACUGCGACAAUUAAAUCAUCAUAUGUUCCAAGUGCCCCAAGAACAAUUGGCAUAUAUGCAGCUGUUCUCAUUUCUCAUGGCAUCGUCAAUACCUUUGGUGUUCAUGUAUUGAGAUACCUAAACAACACAUCCAUCGCACUUCACUCAUUGGGCGUAACUGCGAUAGCUAUUGCUGUUCUGGCAAAAGCUCCUACUCAUCAAAGCGCCAAGUUUGUUUUCGCCAAAUUCUACGACGGAACAGGUGUAGAUCCAAGUCCAGGAUGGAGUGUUAGAGCAUCUCCAGCAUAUGUGGCUUGCUGUGGUGUUCUCAUGGCUCAAUACACGCUCACUGGGUUUGAUGCAUCAGCCCACUUGUCUGAAGAGACUCGAAAUGCGUCUUGGAGUGCACCCAUCGGUGUUAUUUCUUCUGUUGGGUUCUCGGCCCUUUUCGGAUUCUUCGUUAUAUUGAGCUUCUUAUUCAGUAUUCAAGACUUUGAUAACACAAUUGCAAGUGAUUAUGGUCAACCAGUUAUUCAAAUUUUCGUUGAUAUAUUUGGAACCGAUGGAGCGGUUGUGUUAAUGUGUCUGAUCAUGAUUUGUGUCUGGCAUUGUGGGCUCUUUUCGAUGACUUCAAACUCGAGAAUGAUGUUUGCGUUUGCUAGAGACGGUGGAAUCCCUGAAUUUUUUCACAAAGUCGAUGAUCGUUUUCAAUCUCCCAUUCGAACAGUUUGGCUCGCAGCAACUCUUGCUUUCUGCCUAGCACUCCCAUCUCUUGGCUCCAGUGUAGCUUUUGCUGCCGCGACUAGUAUAGCUACCAUUGGUCUGUACAUAUCAUACGGAACCCCUAUUCUCAUCGGUCUCAUCUAUUCAAAGGAGUUCAACGCUAGGAAAGGCCCAUUCAAUCUUGGAAUCUUCUCAAAGCCAGUCGCUUUCAUUUCUGUAUCCUGGAUAGGGUUUAUUACAGUGAUCUUUUGUCUCCCUACGACCAAUCCGGUAACAAGUCAAACUGUAAACUACACCGUAGUGGCCGUGGGAAUUAUUGCUAUCGGGGCCUGUGGAGCGUGGUUGGUUUGGGCCAGGAAAUGGUUUGUGGGACCUAUGGUCGAGAUUGAGGCUGCUGCACGCUUGGGUAUCAAUCCCGAAGAACCUGGUGCUUUGGAGAGAGCGGAAAUCGAUGGCAAGAUUGAUUUACAUAGCGGCGUGAAGAGCUCAGAUUAGAAGCUUGAAUGGAGACGAAUGGAAUUCGUGGCCAUACGAAUAAUGGAUAUACCUCGAUAGAACGAAAGCCCACGGAGAACAAAACUUAGAAAUACAUGGCAAUUCAUCACAAUUCCACGAUUAGAAUUCAUUUCACCAUGCCGCAAUGGAGUCUCGAGUAGAGGAAACCUAGGUGUAAUAUACUGCAACGUACGAUAUGCGGUAGAUCCGAAUUUCUGCGGUAUUGACAAAGCACAGGUAACUCGGAGUUGUUUCGGAAUAGUCGCUUUGAUCCGGAUCAUUAAGGAUGGAGAGUGAGCACUGAGAAGCAGGCAAAUAAAGUCUAGAUAUAUUUUUCAAACUGACCUCAUCAUACUUUACAUCCGAGAUCAAAAGAAGCAAGAGGUAUAAACAAACAAUAUAUUUGAAUUCAAUG